GAUAUAAUGUAUUUUUUCUAAAUUAGUACAUUAUGUUAACAUAAUCAAGAGUGGGAUAAAAAUAUACAAAUAUUUUUAUACAGCUCAAUCUCAUGUGGGUAAAGCCACAGGAAGUGUUGCUGGCUAAUGCAUUUUGGGAAACUGAACGAGCAAAUCCAUACUUUUUAUUACAAAAACGGCGUGGUCAUGGUGGAGGUGGUGGGUUUGCAUCAUUACUGCUUGGAACCUUAGAUAAUGUUUUUGAUAAUAAGCCGCUUCCAUUUCGGCUUCUCCUUCAAACUUCUGAAUCUGACAUAUGUUAUUUGAUAGCAACUUCCUCAUCACGCAAAGAAGCUGAGGAACACUGGGCCUGGCUUCAAAAAUAUUUGAUUAAUACAUUAGAAACCUUUGAUCAAUUAGAAGAUGCUAAAGAGUUUGUUAAAGCAAAGAUUGAAAGCUUAGUAGCGACACAUUUAUUACACAAUGCAUCAUAUGUUGGUGAUACAGAUUCUGAAAAGUUUCAAUCAGCAGUGGCACGAUUUAGGCGCUUGUUUGGUAUGCCUAAUGAGGAAAAGUUAGUAAAUUAUUAUUCGUGUAGCUAUUGGAAAGGAAAAGUACCUCGACAAGGAUGGCUUUAUCUCUCCAUCAACCAUCUAUGUUUUUAUUCAUUUUUACUUGGAAAAGAGGCUCGUGUUGUCAUACCUUGGAUUGAUAUAAUUAGUUUAGAGAGAACAAGUGGAUUGGUUCUUCUAGAUGGAAUUAAAGUUGUAACAAGAAAUGUUACUCAUUAUUUUUCCAUGUUACUGCAUGCAUCAGAUACUUUUGAGUUAAUGGAACAAUUGGCAAAUAUCGGAAUGAAAAGACUUCUUUCAGAGGAUUCAAUAGAAGAAAGGAAAAAUGAAAGCUUAAAGUCCAAUACAAUAAUAAAAAAAUCUUCUUCUUUUCUAAAAAGUGACUUGGAUGCUAGAGCAGCAAGCGAACAUUAUCGGCGAAUAUUUCAUUUACCAAAAGAUGAAAAACUUGAUGUAAGUCUUCAGUGUACUUUAUGGAGUCCUUUUAACAAAGCUCACAUGUGGGGGACAUUGUAUAUUUCACCAAACUAUAUUUGUUAUGAAAGUAAGAUAAAGCAACUGUGUUUAACAAUUUUGCCAAUGCGUGAGAUUUCUGUUGUUGAAAAGAUGAGUGCAACGAGUAUUGUACCUAAUGCUGUUCUUAUCACAACUAAAAUGAAGACAACGUUUUUAUUUGCCUCCUUGAAAGAUCGAGACUGUUUAAUGGAGAAGAUUUCUGAUUUUCUCUCAAAGACUCCGCCAAUUAAAUACAAUACACUGGCCAUGUUGGAUAUGCCAAUGCAAAGUUCUUCUUUUCAACCAGCACUUAAAAAAUUAUUUUCUUUGACUAACAAAGAUGGAAAUCCAGUUAAAGAAUCUGUUAAGGAACAUUUGUGGUCUUUGCACUUUGAAGAGUAUGGCAGAGGUGUUUGUAUGUACCGUACUCCAAAAACACAUGAGCUUAUAUUGAAAGGUGUUCCGGAUAGUUUACGUGGUGAAAUUUGGAUGUUGUUUUCUGGAACAGUUAAUGAGCUGGUCUCAAAUCCAGGUUACUAUGCCAAAAUGGUCAAUGAAAGUCGUGGUAAAAUGGUUAUGACGAGUGAAGAAAUUGAAAGAGAUUUACACAGAUCACUACCAGGACAUCCUGCUUUUCAAACUGACGUUGGAAUUGAUGCACUGAGAAGGGUUUUAACUGCUUAUGCUUGGCGCAACCCUAAUAUAGGUUAUUGUCAAGCUAUGAACAUUGUUGCGUCUGUUUUAUUAUUAUAUUGCACGGAAGAGGAGUCAUUCUGGCUAUUAACGUGCGUCUGUGAAAACAUGCUACCUGAUUAUUACAAUACAAAAGUUGUUGGUGCGCUUGUCGAUCAAGCUGUGUUUGAAGUUUUGACUGCUGAAUAUAUUCCAUUAUUGCAUGCUCAUUUAAAAAAGCUUGGUAUACUGAGUAUGAUUUCGUUGUCAUGGUUUCUCACCAUCUUCAUAAACGUUGUACCUUUGUCAUGUGCAGUAAACAUACUAGAUUGCUUCUUUUAUGAUGGCGUAAAGGUGUUGUUUCAGCUGGCGUUUACUAUCCUUGAAGCGAAUAAAGAACGUUUAUUACAAUGUGUUGACGAUGGAGAGUCAAUGACUGUUUUAGGACAUUAUUUUGAUCGGAUUACUAGUAGAGAUGCUUCUCAUGUACUUGAGAGAUCUAACCGCAGGCAGAAUUUGCCAUUUAAUACAGGAACUCCAGUGGAUAUUAACGAUUUAAUAGUGCAAUCUUAUCAAAAAUUUGGGUUUAUGACAUCUGAAAAUAUCGACAAGCAAAGAAACCAACAAAGGUUGCGCGUUAUGCAGCAUUUAGAAGACAGCGUAAAACGAAACGUGUUGCGACAUUUAGCUGCUGAUAGUGCAUUUCCAGCAGAUGAGCUGGAAAACUUAUUUACAAUAUUCAAGACAUCACAUAUGAAAAGUCGCUACUGGGGUAAUAAGAAGACUGAUAGGGUAUUACCUGCUGAAUACAGUGGCUGGAAAGAUCCACACGAAGAAAUUUGGAUCGAUUGUGAACGUUUUCAAGAAUUGUUUGCCUCUCUCUGUCCGUGGGGUGGAGGAGAGUUAAGUGACACGCUUGCACGGAGAUGCUUUAUAGUGGUAAACACGAGUGGUAGUGGAAUGAUAAACUUCAAAGAGUUCACAAAUGUGUUUGAAAUUAUUUGUCGCGGAGAUAUGAACAAAAAAAUGCGUUUGCUUUAUAAAAUGCAUUUGCCUCCAGCCCUCACACUGGAAGAAGUUGCAGAGCUUUCUAAGACAGACAAUAAUUCGUAUGAUGUUGUAGAAAGUGCGGCAGAAGCAGUUGAAGAUGAUGCCGAGUUGAGCAUUUUUGGUGAUGGCAAUAUCUUGGUCAUUAAAAAAUCACCUUUUUAUCGUCAACAAGGCAUAGAUGAAGAUAUGGAGACAGAUUCAUUAAUGGAGUCUAAAGGACAUAAUCUUAAUUUAUCGUCCAAAUCUCUAACUGACAGAGAUCGCACAAACACAAAAACAAGUCAGCCCUUAGAGGUUGAGAUUACGGCAAAUUCUCUACAAACGAUUUUAGACAGACAAAGUCCUUUAAACUUUCUUUCAGAACAUUUUGACGGAAAGAACGACAGAGCAAAACGAACCAAAGCAGAAGAUUCUAACUCUUAUGUUGUAGUUAACAAACCAAACAGUGACACCUUGGAUUAUGUUGAUUUCUGUGUUGAUAAUGAUGUUGCUGAUUCAUUUACUAGCAUUACAAAUGAUGAUCAAUUUGACUUCGAUGCUUCGAACAUAUUUGAUAUGACAAAAUCGGGACGUCUAAAAGUGAAGCAGUUUGUUGAAUUUAUGAUUGAAGAUAAGAAUGAAGACGAUGACGACUUACCAGAUAUGAAUCAAGAACAAUUUAUUGAAUUGUGGAAAAGUUUUUUUUCACUGUUUCGAGAAGAUCCAUUAAAAGAACAAGUUCUUUACCAGGCUAUUGCUCAGUGCGGAACACUAUUAUUACAAAUCGGAGACCUUGCAAAAGAAUAUGAAUUGUCCAACGACUCUAAAGAAGUUCACACCGAUCAUUUUACUGGUAAUAACGAUAAUAAAAUAAGUUCGCCCAUUCCAGAAAACAAUAUGCUUGAAAGAUCCUGUAAUAAAGAUAUAAUGGAAACACUGCUAGAUCAAAAUGAUUUAAAAGAUUUAAAAACUCAAAUUUCGGAUACAAAAUUAACUGAUGAAUUUACAGAUUACACUAUUGUAAAUCAAAAUAAUUUGUUUCUGGAGAAUGAACCUUUAUUAUCUUCAUUGAAAUCCGAACAAUCAAUUGGAUCCAAUUUAGAAAUAAAACAUAACAUAACACAAGAAUCCGAUGGCAUUCCUGAUACAAUCUUUGGCGACGUAAGUAAGAGUGAGUCUGAAGUUCGCUUGUCAGCUCUCGGUGCUCUGGACAGAGAGUGGCGUAUAAAAUUUCGUCAAUUUUUAGCUUGUAUGGUAUUGGAAACUACGCUGGCAGAACAUUUUGAAAAACAUUUCGAUCUUGCUAGCGCAAUUGAAAAGUUCAAUCAAAAUGGCGGCUUUUCUUGUUCUCAAUCGUCUUAACUAUUACUUAAUGAGUUGAAACUUUUUUUAUGUUAAUUUAUAGUCAUUUAUAUAGCUUUUUUAAAAUUCUAUUUCUUCUAAUAAGUUUGUAUCAAAUAUUUUC
Molecule: messenger RNA, 4212 nt
Organism: Hydra vulgaris (swiftwater hydra)
Lineage: Eukaryota; Metazoa; Cnidaria; Hydrozoa; Anthoathecata; Hydridae
Product: TBC1 domain family member 9
Molecular function (GO): calcium ion binding
Source: RefSeq, a predicted model, not a curated record